UUAACCUCGUUUUUGUCGUGAUUAUAUUCUGCUGAUUUUUGUGAGCGUGCUCUGUGACUUAAGUGGAUGGAGCAGGUGCUGGGCUGAGAAUGUGUUGCGGGUCUCUGAGGGUUUCUUCUUUAUUUUCCUUUCACUGUAUUCAGAUGAUCUGAUUUGACAGUGGCACUGGACAGCAAGGGGCUGCUCUAUAAUCCUCCUGAUUAACAGACCAUCUGGAGAAAGAGUUUCCUCCCGCUUCCCAGAGAUCAUGGCGGCUGGCACACACUCUCCAGGAGGGCCCAGUGGAAUCAUCCGGAGUCAGUCGUUUGCUGGCUUCAGCACGCUGCAAGAGAGACGCUCACGGUGUAACUCAUUCAUGGGGAACGCGGCAGCACAGAAGAAGUCACUCACAAAGACCAAGAAGCCCCAUCUGUGUGGGCACAAGUCCAGCAGCAGCAGCUCACAUGAACCACAGCCUAAGAGAGUGGAGGAGGUGUAUGGAGCCCUGAAACAGGGCCUGGAUGAGUAUUUGGAAGUGCACCAGGCAGAGCUGGACAAACUCACCUCUCUCAUGAAGGACAUGAAGAGGAACUCCAGACUGGGAGUGCUGUAUGAUCUUGACAAGCAAAUUAAGACAAUUGAGAGAUAUAUACGACGCCUGGAGUUUCACAUAAGUAAGGUGGAUGAGUUAUAUGAGGGCUUCUGUAUUCAGAGGAGGCUACGAGACGGUGCCAGUAAAAUGAAGCAAGCAUUCACUGCUUCACCUUCUACUAAAGGGACACGAGAAAGCCUGACUGAGGUCAACCGCCGCUACAAAGAAUACACAGAGAACAUGAGCACUUUUGAGGGGGAGCUGGAGAACCUGUUGGGCGAAUUCCAUAUCAAAAUGAAAGGUUUGGCUGGAUUUGCGAGGCUUUGUCCAGGUGAUCAGUAUGAGAUUUUCAUGCGGUACGGACGACAGCGCUGGAAGCUGAAAGGGAAGAUUGAGGCAAACUCCAGGCAGAGUUGGGAUGGAGAGGAGAUGAUCUUCAUGCCUCUAAUCACGGAUCUCAUCUCCAUAAAGGUAACCGAACUGAAGGGACUUGCCACUCAUGUCCUGGUGGGCAGUGUGAUCUGUGAGACCAAGGACCUGUUCACUGCCAUGCCUCAGGUGGUAGCUGUGGACGUCAAUGAUCUGGGCACCAUCAAACUAAACCUGGAGGUCACCUGGUUUCCAUUUGAUGUGGAGGACCUGACCCUGUCCUCGGGUAACGUGAGCAAAGCUACUGCGUUGCAGAGACGAGUGUCAGUGUACAGUCAGGGCACGCCUGAGACCCCCACCUUCCAGGACGCAACAUUCUUUACAUGGCAGCCUCAGCCUCGUCAGGGCCACCACUUCUCAUUCCUGCACACACUCAGGGACACUCUCUUAGAGAAACUCAGACGCAGUCGCUCAUUUGGUGACCUGGCUGCACUGCGGCCUCGUCCCAGAUCCAGUCUGGAAGUCUACUCCACGUUGCCUGAUGAUGUUUUUGAAAAUGGUGGCUGUAGUGUAUCCGAAUGCAAGCGCCUGUCCUUCACCUUCUCCGAUACACCAGCCUCUAGCCCAGCUCCUGGCCAAUCACAUCCUGAGAUCACCGUAACACCUCCUGAAAGUGAGCAACCACCUCAGCUUCCUGCUUUAGACGAUCAGCCUGGUGAGGAAGAGGAUGGUGAGGAAGAGGAGGAGAGCACCAGUGUAAGUGCCAGUCUUGCAAGCGCCAGUGAGGCAGAAUCAGAGCGCGAGUGGGAGCGAGUGGAGUGUCAGCAUGGGUAUGAAUCCACAGCACCCUCGCUCUCCUCAGAAGGCCAGAUCUCAGCUGUGGGGCCCGAAGAUGUGGUGUUCCUGGAGUCUGGCAGUCAUGACGAGAGCUCAGAGCUGAAGCCAGUGGAGCUGGAUGGGGAGGAGGGCAGUCUGACCAGGCAGCUGGUGAGGAGACUCACUUCCUCUGAUAUCUUGCCUGAGCCAGCCGCUCUGAGCUGGGCUGGAGAGAGCACCCUGGAGGAGGCCAUCCACAGCCUGCUGAUGAAGCUGGAGAGCGUGACCCAGCGCUGCCGAGAGCUUCAGGACCUUGAACAGGAAGUGAUGAAGCUGGAGGACCUGCUCAAGUGCCGAGAUCCUGCUCAAAGGAGUCACUCCUCCAGUCUCAGCCUGACUGUGGAGAGUGCUCUAGAGAGUUUUGACUUCCUCAACACCUCAGACUUUGAUGAUGAAGACACUGGGGAUGACAAUGCUGCUGUCUCACGCUCUGUAUUCUUCGACAUGGAUAGGAUGGGGCCAAGUCGGCAUCCAGAGGCCCGAGGUCACCUGAGUGAAGCCCUGACGGAGGACACCGGUGUGGGUAACAGUGUGGCCGGGAGCCCCCUGCCACUCAGCACAGGCAACGACAGUCUGGAUAUGGCCAUCGUUAUUCAUUUGCAAUACUGCAACCAUCUCAUUCAGCUGUUGACUUCAGGAGGAAACACAUGGCAGCAUAAGGCCUAUUUGCACAAACUUUCUGCCCAAACUGAGCUGCUGGAAGAGUUAACAGAGAACAGCAUAGAGUGGCCGGGAAGCAUCAGCUCAGCUGCAGAGGUGCUGCCUGGGCUGGCGGAGCAGUCAGUGUUGCUGUCCCUGUGGUGUGAGUGUGCUGAUUCUGGAAGCCCGUUUCACAGCACAGUGGAGCGAGUCCUCAAGCACAUGCAGCAACGCUUCACUGCACCACUGCAGGAGACUCACCCUCACAGCACAGACUCAGUCAUAAGGCUGGUGGUGACUGAGAUGAUGGACAGGAAUGAGCUCGCCUCCACCCCUUCCUUUCUAUCACAAGAUGUUUUGACAGUGUUCCAGUUUUACAGCUACGCCACCAAGCACAAUGUCACAGACAUGGAGCAGCACCUGCUGGAGGUGGCCAGAGAGGCUGCGUUUGCGGAGUGUCUGAGCUCUGCCGAUGUUGAGUGCUCUGUAAAAGAGUUGCAGGAAAUGUCCAUCACUGCCCUCCAGCCCCGUACACACACCCUGUGUGUUCUCGCUGGCCUCCUGACCUCUGAUGACCCUGCCCUCAGCAAAGCUGCCUCUGCCUUUCUCUCAAACGCUGCCUCACAUCCACUUUUUAGGUCAAAGGCAGUGCAUUGCUACACACAAACCUUAUCAGAAGCAGGUGUACAUGCACAAAGAGCUGCUUGUGUUGCUCUGAGCUGUCUGCAGGCUGUGGAGAGCAUCAGAGCAGUCGUGGUGCUGUGUGACUCUCCUGAUGAGGAGCUCCGCCAUAUUGCCAUACAGACCCUCCUCACAUUCGGUGAGGAGGGUCGGCUGGCAUACGAGCAGUUGGACACCGUGCCAAGGGAGAUGGUGCGACUGGGUACGCGUCGUGGCACUGCCGUCACCACUGCCUUCUGAGAGCAGCAAGUUCAAAAGCCCACGUUACCGUUCCUGUGUCCAACUGUCCCACUUAUCCGGGGCAUGAGAGGCGCUGUUCCUCACAAAACCACUCUGUACCAAGGCCUGAUGCACAGAUCAGUUCUAACAGUAGUUAUAAUUUUUUUUUUUUAUCACCACUCACAUUAUUAUUGAUGUUCUUUCUGACUACCAUUUAAUUAUUGGUUGGUAAUAGUUGAGGUUCCUGAAUUUGCACUUGUUAGAGGCAUGUACAUAGAACACAUUCUUGUCGUAUAUUGUGUGGCGUAUCCUACCUGAACUACCUGAGACUUGUGCUUUUCAGCUUCAGGGAUUCUGAGGGACGUGUUUAAUCUAACCCUCAUAAUUACUCAGAGUGUAUAUGUGAGUAAAUAAGUCCUAACUAUGGGCAUCAUUGGACAGAGUUAAGCUUGGCUCUACGGCAUGUGGAUGCUAAUAAGAGAAGCACAUACUGUAUCUGUUUAUCCAGACCUCGCAUAACGUUCGCUUUGCUUUGCAGUGCCACUAAUCAGCAUCACACAAAGCUGUCUUGUUUGGAAUAAUGAGCAGUAGGACGGUGACAUGGUGGUCUGCCACUAGUGACUGAAGAGGCAAGCUUCUUCAGUGUUGUCCUGCAGAUUAAGUAUUGCAUUAAUAUGGUGCGAAUGCUCUGGUGAAUGGCAAGAAGUGAUGGAUGUGUGUGUGUGUGUGUGUGUGUGUGUGUGUGUGUGUGUGCACGUGUGUAUAUGUUAAAAUGCACUUUUUGGUAUCUCAAGUAAGAAGUCUUAAUAGAUUUACUGUGAAUUUGGUGUUAAGCUUCAAUGAAGACUGAAAGUACAGUGCUCCGUGAUCCAACUCGCUUCUGUGCCUCGUGUAACUGUACUACUGAGUCGCAUUUUAACUGUGACAACUCAUCGUUUCAUCAUUUUAUUUAUUUUUUAUUUUUUAAUUUCAUCCAUGUAUCUUUUUCUUUUUUAAUCACAAAACUGCAUUGUAUCCGCAAUAUACUAAACAUAAAUGCUUUCUUUGGUAUUUAUGGUUACUCCAUGCAACCACACACACUAUCACAUUUUGAUAUGUUAAUACUGUAAACUUUUAAAUUGUUUUAUUGAUUACUUAUCUUAUCUUCUUGAGAGUACUGAAGUACUAAUGUGCUAGUAAGCACUGAAAAUUUUUGUUUUUAGUGUUUAUAUUAUAUUAGCCUGUUAUUUUGUCAUCAGUCACUUACUUCACAAAUUUCUAAAGCCAUAAUUCACACAAGAAAAAUAUAUGACUGGAUUAUUUUGUAAUCUGUAUCACAGAGCUUUGGCCUAUUUUUCCAUAUUAGAUAAUACUUUUUUGUUUUUGUUGUGUCCGAUCUGCGUUAUUCUCAUUUCCACAGUAUUUUUAGACUUGGCCAUCAAGAAAACAAUUUAACACCAGUCUCCAAGGGAUUUUGUACAUAUAGUUCAUGUGAGUUGUGUAACGAAUAUUGAUGUGCUUUAUAUAAAAAUCCAGGCUUACGCAUACACCUAGAUUCAUUUUUACAAUUUCACUAACAAACUCCUGAGAUCCUGUUAAAAAUUUUAGUAUUAUUUUUCAUAACUGGUUUGAGAUUAAUACAUUUUCAUUAGCAGGGAGUAGAGGAGUGCUGUAUAAACAGCUUUAGCACAACUUUGAAUGAAUGCAGCACUCUGGCUCUCAAACUUAUUGUAUAAUAUCUCCAUUCACUUUUCUUCUUUGUGUUUAUAAUAUUCCUCUGUCUGUUGCAAUAAAGUUUAUUUUUGGAUAAUGUUAUUUACUGAAAGCA
Ictalurus punctatus (channel catfish) is the source of this 5162-nucleotide messenger RNA. RefSeq names its product RHO family interacting cell polarization regulator 2 (gene ripor2). The transcript has 23 exons. Lineage: Eukaryota; Metazoa; Chordata; Actinopteri; Siluriformes; Ictaluridae. Bases 248 to 3376 code for a protein of 1042 amino acids. The record is from RefSeq and is a predicted model, not a curated record.